This is a messenger RNA of Stegodyphus dumicola, 1584 nucleotides long. RefSeq lists its product as uncharacterized. Gene Ontology annotation, molecular function: DNA-binding transcription factor activity, RNA polymerase II-specific. Gene Ontology annotation, cellular component: nucleus. The record is from RefSeq and is a predicted model, not a curated record. Gene Ontology annotation, biological process: regulation of transcription by RNA polymerase II. NCBI's taxonomy places the organism in Eukaryota, Metazoa, Arthropoda, Arachnida, Araneae, Eresidae.
UUUUUGUAGUUUUAUAUUUACAUUUGAUAAUAAUGGAUAUUCCUAAAUGUAAUUUAAGUUUUGUUAUCCUUAUGUUUAAAGGUUAAGAUACUUAUGUUUAAAUGAUCUAUUAGAUCGUUUUAGGAAAAUUUUUCUCUUUCAAUUAUGUUUUAUUAACUGUUAUUACUGUUUUAUAUGGAUUUUAUUUAUUUAUUUUUAGAUGGAAUUGAUGCAUUUUUUUAUUCUGCUGGAAUUCUUCCUAGGAGAAAAUUAAGUUAUCAUGAUGAAGAGUCGUCUGUAGAUCUGAAAUGUGAACAUUGCUUAUAUUCUACACAAAAAAUUGUUAAUUUUGAAAAACAUUUGUCAAUUCAUAUUGGGAAUGAAACUUAUGAUUGCGAACGUUGUGGAGAAGAAUUUAACAAUCAUAUAGAUUUGUUAAGACAUUUAUGUAAUUCCACAGGGGAGAAAACUUUUAAUUGUAAAUACUGCACAAAAGAAUUUACUUUUCAAACAAGUCUGCAAAAGCAUAUGCGUAGGCACACAGGUUAUCAAUCAUAUGCUUGUGACCAAUGUAAUAAAAAAUUUCGUGAAAAAAAUGAGCUUGUACGCCAUCAACGAAUUCACACGGGUGAAAAAAAUUUUGAUUGUGAACAGUGUGAAAAAAGUUUUUGUGAACGAAAGGAUCUAUCACGUCAUGUUCAGUCCCAUAGCGGAGAAAAGCCAUUUGUUUGCGAUGCAUGUGGGAAAAAAUUCAGCCGUAAAAAUGAUUUAUUAAGACAUACUCGUGUGCAUACUGGAGAAAAGCAUUUUAAUUGUGAAUAUUGUGGAAAAGAAUUUUAUAGGAAAGAUAAACUAAAUAUUCACGUACGUGUUCAUACUGGGGAAAGACCUUUCACGUGUGGAUUCUGUGGUCGGGGUUUCAGUGCAAAAACUGACAUGAUGCGCCAUUUCCGUCUUCAUACUGGAGAGAAGUCAUUUAUGUGCGAAUUUUGUGGCAAACUAUUUAAUUUGAAGACACAGCUGGGUAACCAUGUUUGUGUGCAGUGAUUAGUAUUAAUUUUAAUUUUAGCAGUUCAAAUUGUGUUGCGUGUGUUUUUAAUCUGUAUUAGUUUAAUUAAGCAAAUCAUGUAUUGAUAUUUAUGGUGUAAAAAGCUUCAACAAAUCAUAACUUCCUGUCUGAUCAGUUAUUUAAUGGAAACAAAGGAGAAGGAACACAGAUUUCCAGAAAUGAUUGUUUGUACAGAAAAUGGAAUAGUUUACUGCUAGUUAUUUGUGAGUAAUUUUAGAAGCAGUUUAACUUUUUGUUAUUUCAUUAAAUCUUCUAGCAGUGUGUUCAAGUUUAAAGAAAAGAAAUCAGUUCUGCAAACUGUUAAUGUCUGCUGCCAUAGAAAAAUUUUAUAAUCCACUAUGUACUGUUAAUUGGUGCUUUUCUAAAAGAAUUUCUACUUCGUAUUUAUGUACCCAAUUCUUAUUAUGCAAGUGAAAUGUUUUUAUUAGAUAUAUUAGUAACCGAACAAUGAGAGUAAACUUUCAGUUUUGUGCACCGAAAAAACUGCCUUCUUCCCCCGCUGGCCAAAUUGCUUGUUUUUGCAUAGAAACUGUAAU